AAAGUGCACUGUGUCACAAUUUCUCUCCUAAAAAAGUCAGGCUAUUUCCAGCACGAUCCCAAUUUAAUAAACUCUCAAGAUGGUUCUUAUGCUGUGCUGUAGUUUCGAUCCCUUCUAUGUGGGUCCCUGCCCGCCCGGCUGCCGUCCCCUGACUGGCGGUAGCCCCUGCUGCAGUCCUGGCUGCGGUCCUUGCUGCAGUCCUUGCGGUGGCUGUGGGCCCUGUGGUGGCUGCUGCAGCUCCUGUCCAUGCGGCUGGUGAGAUGCCGCUUAGUUGAGAAGCAAAUUGGUCGCAGAUCAUUGCUUAAAACCAAAGUUCCUGUUAAGAAUUGCUGGAGAAAUGUGUUACUGUUAUAAAUUUUAAUCCUUGCAGACGCGAACAACGCAAAACUCCCUACCAAACGAAAGAAUGUUUUCAGGCAAUAAACUUAAAGGAAAAACUAA
Molecule: messenger RNA, 441 nt
Organism: Drosophila serrata
Lineage: Eukaryota; Metazoa; Arthropoda; Insecta; Diptera; Drosophilidae
Source: RefSeq, a predicted model, not a curated record